Molecule: messenger RNA, 3927 nt
Organism: Pocillopora damicornis (cauliflower coral)
Lineage: Eukaryota; Metazoa; Cnidaria; Anthozoa; Scleractinia; Pocilloporidae
Product: Fanconi anemia group A protein
Biological process (GO): interstrand cross-link repair
Cellular component (GO): Fanconi anaemia nuclear complex
Source: RefSeq, a predicted model, not a curated record
UGAAUUGGCGCACAAUUGGAAUGUGAAAAACUUUCUUUUGUGUUUUCCAGCUGAAAAUAAUGUAUUGUUGAGGUUUUGCUUUGAUGAAGUAUGGAACUUGAGUCGUAUUGCAGAACUAAACGUUCCAGAGAAAGUUAUGCAGACGGUAAUAUUGAGGAGAAUGCUCAGCACAAAUUCAAGCGAUUGUUAGAAAGCACUCAGAUCAAAGAAUGUGCAAGCACUGAUGGAUCUGUGGGUGAACUAAAGAAGGCUGUUCUACAAAUGGUGAAUGAUAAUUUCAGUUUCGAGGGCAUAUUGAGAGAGUCCGGUUGUAUCUUACAGAGUGAAGAUCAUGAUGAAUGUGAUCCACACCAUAAAAAUCCAAAGUUCGAAUUGUGCUCUUCUCUUAGUGUAAAAAGUUGCUUUGAUCUGCUAAAAUGUCAGGCUUCUAAGGCAGCUUGUCCUUUAGAAUUAUUGGCUGCAGAAAGGCUGAGUGGAAGACUUAUUGCUGUUUGCAGCUCCUCUGAACAACUUUUAUCAAAGGAACAACUGGAAUCUGUAAUGGCUGUUUUGGAGUUGAUAAAGAACAUGUUGUCUGAACAGUGUUUUAACAGAGUGUACUUCACAAAACAUUUGACCACCAAGGGUCCCACUAUUCCACUGGAAGUUGUCUGGAUGCUUCAUAAAAACUUCAUAGUUUCCUUCAACACAUAUUUAGCUUGUUGUUUGCAGUACAGUGAGACAGUCGAUGCAGUCGCUGAUGGACUUGUAGCACUCUGUUUAAACAAAAUGGACAUGGAAAAGCAAGAUAAUAUUUUAUCAGAUCUUUUAGGGCGAUUGCUUACAUUUUCCUUUCCUGAAAGCAAAAUGAAAGAAGGAUCCAACAGCUCAUUUGAAAAGGUUUCACAAGAAAUUUUGGACAUUGUUGUGGAUAAGACUGAUUAUUCAGUCUGCAAAAAAGUUGGAAACAGUUCUUUAGAACAGAAUAGCUCAGACAGGUUUUGUGUCCUUGAGAUUAUUAGAAAGCUGAAUGAUGUCCCUUGCACUACAAUAAAAAAGUUUUUUGCAAGACAGCUCACUAGGUUUUUUUCAAUGCAAACAGAUGCUGAAAAGUCAGGGCUACAUUUAGCCUUUUGUAACCAAAAAGAAUUGAAGUUCUCAUCAUUGGGUGAAGCAACAAGAAGAGUGUUUGAACAAUUUCUUUUAGUCUUUGAUCCAAUGUCUGUGAUGGAGUCACUAAAGAAUACUUUCUUUAAGGAAAAGGUUAAUGUGGAAGGAAUCCUUGCAUUUUUGUCGGUGUUUGUGGUCCUUGUGAAGGAGGCUGCAGGCAUGCUGGAAGGUUAUGUCUGUGAUUUGGUGAAUGAUGCACUGAAUAACAGCAACAGCUCUACACUGAGCAUUGCGUUCCUGGUGAUUAGGCAGGUUACACAGCAAGGAGGCCAUGUCUGUCAACCUUAUGUCUCUUGGUUUCAAAGUACAUUUGGAGAUCAAGGAAACCCAAAAUUAAACAACAGAAAAACUGUGCAGCUAUUUGUGAAGUUCUUGUCUGAUCUUGUACCAAAUGAGCCCCCAGAAUAUUUAAAGGUUCACGUCAUCAAAGCUCCUCAAGUACCGGCCAAGUUGCGUGAACUUGUCACUGAUUAUGUGUCUUUGGCCAAGACCAGACUCAUGGACUUAAAGGAGCCGGUAGAACUGAUGGGAAUAUAUGGGAAUAGUAAAGAAACAUCAGGAACAGAUGCGAAAAGUGAACAUACCAAGCAACUUGAACAAGCCUCCUCAGAUGUUGAAAAAGUUAUCGAAUCAUUUGAGAAGUCUGGGAAAGUCCCGAGCACUGUUAUGGAGGCAAGCAUUUUUAGGAAACCUUAUUUCAUUGGAAGAUUUUUGCCGGCAUUGCUAACUCCAAGAAAGGUUCCCGAGGAGCCUGAUGGAAGAGCUCAGUUCAUCGAUGUAUUAAGCACAGCCGGUAAAAUUCCAAAGAGUAUGCUGAGUGCAUAUCAGUCGGCCUGUGAGAAGAUCAUCAUUGAACAGAAUGAAGUGAGUUCUUCAGAAGACGAAGGGACUUUGAGUGGCAUGGAAAAACUUGUAAAAUCUGUAGAGAAAUUUACUAAGCUCGUCACUGAGUCAUUGAAAGGAACCGAUGUUUCCAGACACUCAGGGAGAAUAUCAUCUCAGUUGUCAAUUAUCUCUGGAACUAUACACUCAAUGAUAAAGAUGAACAAAGAAACUCAGUCACCCAAUCAGCUUGUAGAACUAGAUGUCAGCGAAAUGGAAGCAACUUGCACUGACCCGGUUGUUAAUACUUUGCUGGAUGCAUUUUGUCAAACAUGCGAUGCUGUAAGCAGUCACGCAUCGGAAUCGUUGGAUCUUUUAAAGAGGUAUUAUUGGGCUUCUCAAUUUGUAGCAAUGUUUUCAUCAAUAACACCGCUUCACAAAAACUUAUAUUGUCAAUUAUGGAGGAAAUGUUGUUACGAGGGUUCGUCGGUAACGAAUGAAGAAACUCGCGGUUUGGCUGUGUUUCUGUGUUAUUUGUGUGCAAAUCAAAAGACUCUACUUCCAGUUCUUCUCCAAGGAGUUACACAUCGUUCAGGAAGGAACGCAUCCGAGAUCACAACUAUUUGUUCCUUUCUCAAUUCGCUUUGUGAGCAUAUUCCUAUCUGUUCAAGGCGCUGGAUGUACUUUUAUCUGAGGUUUUCAUGCUCUUAUGUGCAGCAUGCCUUAAAAGUGUUCACCUCAAAUACGGCAGAGAUAGACGCCAACACUGGAGAAUCUACUGGCUAUCUGUCUUCAGUCAUGCUACAAAAGAUGUUCUACCUUUUUCAUCGCUUGAAUGUACACGGACAAAGGCUUUUCUUUAAACCAGCGCUUGAUUCAGACCUUUUAUCUAUUGUGAAGAAUUUGACCUCUCUACAAAAGUUUCAGGAACUGCGGGAGAAAGGAGGAGAGUUGUGUUUUUAUGAGUGGUGUAUAUUGGAACUCAGUAUCUCUGCCAGAGAUGAUUUUCUUCCUGAAAGUGACAGGCGCAUUUACCAUCAGUACAGAGUACUGGACCACUUUCUACCCCAGGGAUCCUCACAGGGUGGCUGUGACGGCUCUGCAAGGAAAGUGUGUUCCGUUAUUUUUCAUGCUCUUCUCGACUUUGAACACAGGUUUACACAACAACCAAAUGAUGUGGAGGUUAGUCGAAAAGACAUGAUUCAUUUGUUACAGGAACUCGUCCCAAUGCUUUCCCAGCACUCAAAUGACAACACUUCAGCUCCGUCGGGGAAGAAUUGGCGCGGAUCUUGGCUGCUUGAACAGUUCAACUCCAGACUGGAAAAGAUUCAAUCAGGUGCUAAGAACCAGAAUGGAGGAGCGCAAAAUAAUGAGCUUCUGAAUAGUUCUGUUGUGGUGUCAUGUAUGAAUCUUGCCAUGCAUCUUCCUCCGUUUCUUCUGUUCGCUGAUCAGAUGGAUUCCAGUCUUGACACUCAAUCAAUUACGCACGUGAUAAACUUUAUCAACGCGUAUCUAAGACCUUACAUAAGUGACAAUUGCUGUCUUCCCUUUGAUGUUACGCUCUUCAUUUUCAAGGCUUGGCUUACUUUCACUAGGAGACCAUUCCAUGAAUCACGAAACCCUCAGCUUUUGUCGAAGUUUAUGACGGAUUGUCCCUUGUUUUUUGCUUCUACUCUGUAUUACUGGAAACAGCUCAGACCUUUGGCCAUAACCCAAGUUGAUGUUACUACACAUGGGUCACUAAACCAGGCUGAGUUACUCUUAAACUGGAAAAACAGAGUUGAAACCUCCCAACCUGUUUCCUUGGAAGAUCUGGAUCAUGUGGACGUGAAUUUGGUGGCAUCGUUUAUCGCUGUUAAUCUUUAUACUCUGAACAGUCAAGUGAUGAAGAUAUUCCUUCAAGAAAGUAAACGUCCUACAGAGUUUAUGCGGAAGGUGAGCGCUUUAAAUGGUUAA